Molecule: messenger RNA, 1256 nt
Organism: Ornithorhynchus anatinus (platypus)
Lineage: Eukaryota; Metazoa; Chordata; Mammalia; Monotremata; Ornithorhynchidae
Gene: SLX1A
Product: SLX1 homolog A, structure-specific endonuclease subunit
Exons: 7
Coding region: 301-1101 (266 amino acids)
Biological process (GO): double-strand break repair via homologous recombination
Cellular component (GO): Slx1-Slx4 complex
Molecular function (GO): crossover junction DNA endonuclease activity; 5'-flap endonuclease activity
Source: RefSeq, a predicted model, not a curated record
CCGCUUCCGUCCCUCCCGCUCAGACGCCACUUCUGCCGUCGAUCAAAACCAACGCCCGCCCCCGCUAAGCCUCGGCCAAUAGGAGCCCGAGGACAGGCGCUUCCGGCGGGUUGGGCGGACGGAUCUGUCGAACGACUCCCUGGCGGCUGUCUGCGCGCCAAAUCCCUCCGCGCCCCGGCUCCCUUUGGCUCUUAAAGGGCCCCGCCCCACGGCCCGCCUUCUCUCGCCGGUUCCGAUGUCGGCCUGCCUCAGGAAGCCACGGGAGGCGGCGAGGCGGCGGGUCGCCGGGAGGUAGCGAAGAUGGGCCCGGCCCCCGGCCCGUUCUUCGGCGUCUACCUGCUCUACUGCCUGAACCCCAAGCACCGGGGCCGGGUCUACGUGGGCUUCACCGUCAACCCCAGGCGUCGGGCCCAGCAGCACAAUGCCGGCCGCAAGAAAGGAGGGGCCUGGAGGACCAGCGGCCGGGGACCUUGGGAGAUGGUGCUCAUCGUCCACGGCUUUCCGUCUAGCGUGGCCGCCCUGCGGUUCGAGUGGGCCUGGCAGCACCCCGGGGCCUCGCGCCGCCUGGGCCACGUGGCCGGGCGGGGCCGGAGGGAGGCGGCCUUCCCUUUCCACCUCAGGGUCUUGGCCCAGAUGCUGCAGGUGGCCCCCUGGAGCCGGCUGCCCCUCACCCUCCGCUGGCUGCGCCAGGACUUCCAGCGGGACCUCACGCCCCCUCCGCCCCCUCACGUGCCCCUGGCCUUCGGACCCCCGCAGCCGGGCCCGGCCGGGAAGUCAAAGGGAAUGGCGGCCGGGGCCGGGGCCGGGGCCUACUGCUCCCUCUGCCUACGGCCCGUUGAGGACGAGGACGGGCCCCUCCGCUGCCCUCAUUCCACCUGUCCCUUCAGGGCUCACCUGCUCUGCCUGGCUCAGGAUUUCCUUCAGGGGCAGCCGCAGCAACUUCUCCCCCUGGAGGGCUGCUGCCCGGGCUGUAAGAACCAGCUGCUUUGGGGAGACCUAAUCCAGUUGCAUCGGGCAGGCCGGAGAAGCCCCGAGGAGGAGGAGGAGGAAGAGGAGCUGAGUCCUGUGGAGGGACACUGGACGGAUGGGCUGAAGACUUGAACCGUCACCAUCUUCUCACCAAGUCAACGCCCGGCCCUGCCCCCUUCCCUCAUUUUGCCCAUUUCUCCUGACCUCCCUCUCAUCUAAGCUUAGGAAAAGUUUUUAAUCAUUUACAGGGGGCAUCUCCAUGACCUCAAUAAAGAGCUAGAACAAAG